Messenger RNA from Aspergillus melleus, 903 nucleotides. RefSeq lists its product as uncharacterized. Gene Ontology annotation, biological process: intracellular signal transduction; protein phosphorylation. The coding region runs from base 1 to 903 and encodes 300 amino acids. The record is from RefSeq and is a predicted model, not a curated record. Gene Ontology annotation, molecular function: protein serine/threonine kinase activity; ATP binding. Lineage: Eukaryota; Fungi; Ascomycota; Eurotiomycetes; Eurotiales; Aspergillaceae. Gene Ontology annotation, cellular component: nucleus; cytoplasm. The transcript is spliced from 2 exons.
AUGGCUCUUGCACAGUGCAAUCUCAGAGAGGUCUCUUUCAGCCGUCUGUUUCCUCUCGAAGUUGCGCGAGCCCUGUCAGGUGGUCUUAUUCUGGCUACUGCGUAUACCCAUUCACAGGGUUAUAUUCAUGGAGACAUCCAUCUUCGUAACGUUUUAGUCAAACUCCCAUCAAUUAUUGAUCAGCUUUCGAUCGAGCAACUGUAUGAGGAAUAUGGGGAGCCUGAGACAGUUCCUGUUACAGCACGCGAUGGAAAGCCACUCCCGCCCAACGUCCCUGCGACAGCAGUGAUACCACUCUACCUUGGGAAAGAUGCAGAAGACUUCACCCUUCCAGACGCGUGCGUAAUUCUUAGUGACUUUGGCGAAGCAUUCGGCGUAGAUGAGGUUCGUCGGGGCGAAGACUGCCACACCCCGCUUGCAAUGCGGCCUCCCGAAGCCCGGUUCCAACCACAGGGCCCCCUUACGUAUUCAGCAGAUAUCUGGAGCUUAGCCACCACGAUCUGGGAGAUUCUUGGCAUGAAGGCCAUAUUCAGCAGCGAGUUUGCAACUGCAGAUGAGGUGAUAUCUCAGCAGAUCGAUGUUCUGGGAUCUAUGCCUCGAGAUUGGUGGAAAGGUUGGGAAGAACGGAGUCAAUUCUUCGAUGAGGAUGGAUGUCCAAAGGCGGGCCGCUAUGUGUGGCCUCACAUCGAUCAGGCGUUUGAGGAAGGAGUGCAGAUGUAUCGACGAAAAGGUAGUCGAGUAUGCGAGUUUGACGGGGAGGAGGCGGCAGCCAUUCUAGAGUUGAUUAAACGAAUGCUGGCCUUUCGACCGGAAGAGCGACCAACCGCCGAAGAAGUCCUGAAAUCGGACUGGAUGGUGAAAUGGGUAAUGCCAGAUUUCAACAGGAGCUUGUACUUCGAAUAG